GCCGACCCAUUGUGAACGAGAUACAGACACCAGCCUUAAACGCCCGGUUAGAGCUGAAUAUAUUCACCAUGGCGAACUCUCUGUCGGCUCUCUACAAAUAUGCCAUACCGGCUGCCGUCGGCGUCUCCUUUGUCCAAGCCUCAAUGUACGAUGUGAAGGGAGGAUACCGCGCAGUUAUCUUUGACAGACUCACUGGUGUGAAGGAAAAGGUUGUCAACGAGGGAACACAUUUCCUUAUUCCAUGGCUACAGAAGAGCAUUAUCUACGAUGUCAGGACGAAGCCCAGGAACAUCUCUACAACGACCGGAAGUAAGGAUUUGCAGAUGGUCAGCCUGACACUCAGAGUGCUCCAUAGGCCUGAGGUUCAAAAGCUACCUGCUAUCUAUCAGCAACUUGGACAAGACUACGAUGAGAGGGUUCUUCCAUCCAUCGGAAACGAAGUUCUUAAGUCCAUCGUCGCACAAUUCGAUGCCGCAGAGCUGAUCACACAGCGAGAAGCUGUGUCAAACCGCAUUCGUACCGACCUUCUUCGACGUGCCAAGGAGUUCAACAUUGCCCUGGAGGACGUCUCCAUCACCCAUAUGACUUUUGGCCGUGAAUUUACCAAGGCCGUUGAGCAGAAGCAGAUUGCACAGCAAGAUGCCGAAAGAGCCCGCUUCAUCGUCGAGCGAGCUGAGCAGGAGAGACAAGCCAACGUUAUACGUGCCGAGGGAGAGGCAGAGAGUGCCGAUAUCAUCAGCAAGGCCGUUGCUAAAGCCGGUGACGGUCUGAUCCAAAUCCGAAGAAUCGAAGCCAGCAGAGAUAUUGCGCAGACGCUUGCUUCAAACCCCAAUGUCACAUAUAUUCCCGGCGGCGAAGGUGGGAAGGAAGGCGGAAAAGGCACCGGUCUUCUCCUUGGUUUGAGGUCAUAAAGCAGAGAAGCUUGCUAGGUGUUGGUGUGUUUGUUAUGACUGUAUAACAAGUAUCUGAUUCUCCCCCCCUUCCCCAAGCGAUGUAUUAAAGCUACUCUUCUAGUUUGUUUAAUUAUAUGGUCUCUUCUCAUCGAAGUCUUCCUCGUUUUGCUUGUUUUUGGAUGUUCUCCAUGCUUCUUCUGUUAUUAUUUUUACUGACAUUGCAGCUAUACCAUCAAACAUCCUACAAACCAUGCCCUUAUCUUUUACCAUGGAAGAAGAGGUAUGUUUCUUUCUGUCUCCUUAAAGACUUCACAUAUGUUAACAGCCACCUUAAAGUAUCAUAAAAUUUUCCCGGUAGAUGCUUCUGUCACUCUUUAUGUCACUGGUCCUUCCAAAUCCUAAAUACCCGCAAACAGUGCAAACCAGCACCUGCUCAGCCUAUGAUGAUAUUCAGAGUUCCAAAGAUGACACUUCAGAGACCGGAACCUUCUAACUUUUCCUCUGCCUAUAAAACCCAAGCUUUUCCCAAGGAAUAAAAAUUCCCUUCGAGCAAAUAUGAUACUGCUUUGCUCUACGUACAAUAUUCCAUAUAGAUCUCUAUCUUUGGGUCGUCUACCCCAGCAUAUCCCCUAUCCCUUGACUCUUUAUCACUGA
Trichophyton rubrum CBS 118892 is the source of this 1547-nucleotide messenger RNA. RefSeq names its product prohibitin-1. Gene Ontology annotation, cellular component: membrane; mitochondrion. Lineage: Eukaryota; Fungi; Ascomycota; Eurotiomycetes; Onygenales; Arthrodermataceae. Gene Ontology annotation, biological process: mitochondrion organization. The coding region runs from base 69 to 911 and encodes 280 amino acids. The record is from RefSeq and is a predicted model, not a curated record. The transcript has 2 exons.